GCAAGAUGGCGAUCGGGCCUGCGGCUAGACGCUCCUCCCAGCAUGCCUAGCGACCGGCCCGGAGCGGAGUAAUGGGGAUCCGGUAGGGCACAGCGAGUGGCCGGGGCUGAGGCGCAGCCGCGGGCCCGAGCGUUCGGUGCUCACAGAGAGCCAAGAUGGAGACGUGGCGAUGUGUGAGGAGGGGCUACGGCCGCUGUGUGGCGGGGCGAGGCCGGUUCUCCAUGUUUCCCUAUCCUCUGAAGAGUUUGGGUCGAGACUGGACCACACCGUGGGAGGAUCUGCAGAAAUACUGCUGGCGCAGACACAUUUCCAGUUGUCUGAGGUGGCCGGGGCAUUACUCACGUGCGCCUUACCCAUACCUCAGUAGCAGGCAUUUCUCACUGAACUGCAGACCGCCUUUUCUGUUUGAGUCUGGAACUCAGUUUCAGUACUAUAAUUGGAGACCUGACCAACUGAACAACACAUCCUUCAUCCAUCUGUCUCCUUACGUCAUGAACUCUGACAGAGAUGAGCCCUCGUCUAAAAGAAUGAAACACCAAGGUGUUGAGAAUAAGGAAAAGGCUCUUCGUUAAGCCACAUAUGUGACUUCCGAUAUUUCACUAAUACUUUCCAAUCAAGAGAACAGCAUUACUAAUUUGCCUGUCACUUUAAAGUGGUAUUUGAAGGAUUUGUAUGAUACAAUUAUGACUUUGUAAUUAGGCACCCCAAAUACCUGCUCAGGCCUAUUGCUCACUUUCUUUGACUCAUCUCUCUUCUCUGCUGUGACCACCUUGUUCCUCCUGACAUGGAAGGUAUAUAAGAUUUUGCAGUGUGAAUUUAUGUUGUAUAAAGUAUGUGAUGGCCAGAGACUGUUCACUGUGUCAGUGAUUUUGAGAUUGUCCUCCAUGGAACCUGUGAACACACUUGCGCCUAUUCAGUAUAAACAACUGUGGUCGGGAUGGACUGUGUGUGUUUUCCUUCAGCAGAGAUUUGGUGUCUUUGUGAAAUGAAAAGCAAUGCCAAAGGGCUCCACACGCUGUACAAGUUUGAAAGCCACCAUGUUAACCAGGGAUAAUAAAAAGGAAUUGGGAGUAUUUAUGUAGCCAUAAUAAAGAGAAUGUGAAGAACCUAGAAGACAGAAAUGUUGACUCCACGCGUGAGGACCAUGAAGAUAAGUUUGACUUCUCAGUGAUGUCUUAUAACAUCCUCUCCCAGGAUUUACUGGAGGAUAACUCACACCUCUACAGACAUUGCCGACGCCCAGUGUUACACUGGAGUUUUCGGUUUCCCAAUAUUUUGAAAGAAAUCAAACAUUUUGAUGCAGAUGUGCUUUGUCUACAGGAAGUUCAAGAAGAUCAUUAUGGGAAAGAGAUCAGGCCAAGUCUGGAAUCACUGGGUUAUCAUUGUGAAUAUAAGAUGAAGACAGGAAGGAAGCCUGAUGGCUGUGCCAUCUGCUUCAAACAUUCCAAGUUCUCGCUCCUAUCAGUGAACCCCGUGGAGUUCUGCCGCCGGGAUAUUCCUCUGCUGGACAGAGACAACAUUGGAUUAGUGUUACUCCUGCAGCCCAAGAUCCCACAUGCUGCCUCCCCAUCCAUCUGCAUAGCUAACACACAUCUGCUGUACAACCCACGGCGUGGGGACAUUAAACUGACCCAGCUGGCAAUGCUGCUCGCAGAGAUCUCCAGUGUGGCCCAUCGGGAAGAUGGCAGCUUCUGUCCCGUUGUCAUGUGCGGUGACUUCAAUUCUGUCCCUGGCUCUCCACUCUAUAGCUUCAUAAAGGAAGGAAAAUUAAAUUAUGAAGGUCUUGCCAUUGGAAAGGUAUCUGGCCAGGAACAGUCUUCACGGGGACAAAGAAUUUUAUCUAUUCCAAUUUGGCCCCCAAACCUAGGCAUCUCUCAGAACUGUGUUUAUGAGGCACAGCAGGUUCCCAGAGUAGACAAGACAGACAGUGAUCUGACUCAAGCACAGCAGGAGAAAGCGGAGGUCCCGGUGUCAGCUGACAAAGUGUCCUCACAUCUACAGCAUGGUUUUAGCUUGUCAUCUGUCUAUUCUCAUUAUGUUCCUGACACUGGAGUUCCAGAGGUGACCACCUGCCAUUCCCGAAGUGCCAUAACUGUCGAUUAUAUUUUCUACUCUGCAGAGAAGGAGGACACUGCUCAGGGUCCAGGAGCUGAAGUUGCUUUGGUUGGUGGUUUGAAACUUCUAGCUAGACUGUCACUUCUAACAGAACAAGACUUGUGGACUGUGAAUGGCCUUCCCAAUGAGCACAACUCCUCAGAUCACCUACCUUUGCUGGCCAAAUUCAGGCUUGAGCUCUGACCAGUGCUCAUUCACAGAACUUCCUGUCUAUAUACUUUUCAAAAGCUGUAAAAAUUUUAAGUAUUUGCAUGCUGUUCAUUUUUGUGAUACGGGGUUCUGAAUUUCUGUUAUAUGCUUGAAACAGAUUGGAAGAGAAAAAUUUACAACUGGUUUUUUUAAAUGAAAUAUUUUCCUGAUAACUGAUGUCUAAAGAACUUUACUGUAAAUGACUUCUAAGUCCUGGUAAAGUUGGCAGCAUUUUAAAAAUGUAGUUCAUCUCCUUGGCCCUGGAGACAGGAAGUCAGUGCGUUUAGUACAUCCGGCGGCGGUCCUCGGACCUGCAAAGCUAAGCUUGCUGCCUUUUCUGAAGACCUAAUUUCAUUGGGAGAAGUCGGUCUUUGUUCUUAGAAAUCACUGGGUCGUUCCUCCACAGGGGUCCACACUUCUGAAGAGGCUUGGCAAUGUGUUUGCUAUAGAGAACACUUGACCCACAUCACUUCCAUCCUGAGCUGCGGGAUAUGCCUACAUUUUGUAGUGGAAAUAGUUGAGAAGUGUAGGUCACUCUAAGAGCAAAGCUCCUAGGGAGAUAAGGUGGUGCAUAUCUAUAAUCCUAUUAGCAUUUGGAAGGUGGCAGCAAGAGGAUUAGCUGUUUAAAGCCAGCUCUAGCAACAUAGCAAGUUUGAGGCCAGCCUGGGCUAUGUGAAACCCUGUCUUAAGACAAAAAUAUAGGCAAAGUCCUUUAUGUAUGUCCACUCCUGUCCUGGAGAAAGGUUGCCCCAAGGAAAGCAGAUGGGCCAGAUGCAUCCACAAGCAUCCUUAAUCCCAGCAACUGGGAGAUAGAAGCAGGAAGACUGCCAUGUGUCCCAGGCUGACUAGGGCUACACAAGGUCCUGUGUCUCAAAGACAGACAAAAGGCAGCAGACCCCAUGUUGUACCUCUGUCUCCCGCACUUCCCUGUUUAAUGAUGGUGAAGACCCUUGGGUCAGGAGUGACAUUUUGUUGAGCUUAUUUUGUAUAAAUUGAUUAGAGAAGUGGUCUUUGGGAGGAGGAAGCAGGAGCUUCACAGCUGUGUGUCAUUUGUCUCCAACAUGCAGGAGUCAGCAUGGGGAGGUGUUGCUUAGACCAAGGGCCUCACUAACUGUUGGCUGUAGCAUUGAGCUUUCCGGUACCAUGGUGCAGCAGUGUGCCAUGGUGUUCACACUGCUCGUGCCGCCUCACAGCAGCCUGACCAGCCAGUAGCUUGCCCUGUACAAGUGUCGAAUAGAAGAAUUCUAAAUGUAAGUAGAAAAUUCUCUGCUUUUUAAAAUAGUAGACUCAGAUUGCAGGCAUUUUUACUAAGUCAUUACUGUGCAGUAAUAAAUGUUUUCUACAGUGUUUUAUUAAUAGAAUGUUUUAGACAAUAAAUCUUUGCAAUUUAAAAUUUUAA
Messenger RNA from Arvicanthis niloticus (Nile rat), 3703 nucleotides. RefSeq names its product angel homolog 2 (gene Angel2). Lineage: Eukaryota; Metazoa; Chordata; Mammalia; Rodentia; Muridae. Gene Ontology annotation, biological process: 3'-UTR-mediated mRNA stabilization. The record is from RefSeq and is a predicted model, not a curated record. Gene Ontology annotation, molecular function: mRNA 3'-UTR binding; 3'-5'-RNA exonuclease activity.